AUGAACCGGUCAUUUUCUCCAAACCUGGUUAGACCUAACCAGCCUCUGAGGAAACCUUCCUCCAGCCCCGUUGCUCCUUUCACCGUAUCACCGCCGAGACACCUCAACUUAUCGGGAGGAACACCUGUACGCCCCUUGCUGGGAUCUGUGCUACCAGCACUCACUGUGUACUUCUGCAACUACUGUGGUCAGCAAGGGAAUUUUCGGUGCAAGCGCUGCAAGAAGGUGCCUUACUGCUCUGUGGUGUGUCAGACAGAGGACUGGAAGGCACAUAGACACGUGUGCAAGUCCGUUGAGCCGCAAGUUACAAACGAGAAACCAAAAGAAAUCACAGCUUCACCAAUUUCCGGAGACAGAGCUAGCCUGGUGGAGUUGAAGCAUGAUGAUCCAUCCAGCCUUCAGAGGGUCUAUUUGAAGGACUUGCAUACUAACAAAAUUAAUAAAGGAGGAGACUUCCAGGCAUGUGUUGUAGAGUUCUACAGCCCAGGAAGAUUUUUCCUCAUUCCUCAAAGCCCUGAAUUGCAGGAAGCUCUACAAAGCAUCGCAAAAGAGCUUCAGAAAGUCAAUAGCAGCCCCUCAGUGACGACAUAUGUACCCUGUGUUGGAGAGGUUUGCGCGGUUCAGUUUUCCUGUGAUCUGAACUGGUACCGUGGCCUUGUACAGACUUUGACUGAAGACCAGAAGAUGGCAAAUAUCCUUUACAUUGACUUUGGCAAUGAAGAGAAUGUCCCAGUGUACAGGAUUAGACCCUUGCCUGCCAAUAUUCAACCAUUUUGUCCAUGUGCAAUGGAGUGCCGUAUUGCUGGGGUGGUGCCAGUGGUUAGCAAAUGGUCAGGCGAGAGCUGUACUGCAACGAGUCAGCUGAUUGUUGGCAGAGCAAUGACUGCUAGGCUGGUGGAUACACAAGAAGAUGGUCGCAUACAUGCUGUGGAUAUCCUUCUUUCCAUGGGAAAGCAGCUCAGCACAUUCCUCCUUGAGCAUGGCUAUGCACAAGAAGAAAUGGUCAACAUAGCACCAACUGAGCAAGAUAUAAAUGGCCUAGUGAAUGCAUCCUUGGCAAACUUCCAGUGUCUCUCUUUUGGAAAAGAUGACAAUGCCUGGGCUGAACCACCGGAGCCGCUGACACAGGCAGUGGGCGACAAAGUAUCUGUCGUCAUCACCCAUUUCCAGUCACCUGAUGAGUUUAUUGUGCAGAAGGUUGAGAAUGCUGGAGUGAUUCAGGAUCUGCAGUUAAAGCUGAGGGAGCACUGCUCUCAGGUUGCAGCCCCGCAUAACUUCAGGCCAGCUCCUGGUACUGUUUGUUGUGCCCAGUUCUCAGAGGACAAGCAGUGGUACAGAGCCAAAGUUAUGGCUUAUUCAUCAGAGACACGUGUUUGUGUCGGCUACCUUGACUUUGGCAACUCUGAGGAGGUGGAUUUAGGCCAUCUGCGACGUAUUAGCACUUCACUAUUGGCCCUUCCAAUGCAGGCGAUGCCAUGUGGUCUAGCAGGGGUGCAGCCUGUUGGGGAGAGGUGGUCAGAGGACUGCCUUGUGGCAUUGCAAAGAAGGGUAUCAAACCGAAUCCUGCACAUUGAGAUCCAGGGAGCGCACGAGGGCAAAGCCUUGGUAGCUCUGAUUGACGAGGCCAGUGAUCCUCAGGCCAAUGUAGCCGAGCUGCUAAUCUCUGCAGGUUAUGCUGCUCCUGCUCCUAAUCCUACUCCCCCUACUCCUCCUACCAGCAGUGACCACCAGACUGAGGAGACAACUGCUUCUGCAGAACAAAAUGUGUGUCCCCCGGUGGCUGAGCCUUUGGUUUGGUCUACUACUGAGCUUCCCUGUGAUGGCCAGACAGUGGCGCUACUAGCCAGUUUUGUGGAGAGCCCGGGAGACUUUUACUGCCGAAUAGACAAUCCUACAGACCAUCAGCAGCUGAUAAACCUGGAGGCUGAGUUAAAGCAGCAUUGUGAGGCUGAUACUUCGCCUUUUGUGCCUAAUGUGGGACAGCCCUGUUGCACCGUGUUUCUUGGUGAUGGAGCGUGGUAUCGGGCUAUGGUAAAGGAACUGUGUGAAGACAAGGUGGCUGUGAACUUUGUGGACUAUGGCUACAGCAUGAAAGUUGAAAAGAGCAACCUUCGGUCCAUCACACCCCAGCUCCUGACACUACCCUUCCAGGCAGUUCACUGCUGGCUUACAGGUGUGGAGCCCCAAGGAUCAGAGUGGAGCAGUGAAGCCCUGCUGUGGUUCCAGACUCAGGUGGAGGCCAAGCAGCUCUCUGCACGUGUCCUUUCUGUCACUGAGCAGGGCUAUGGUGUGGAGCUGGAGAGCAGAGGGCAGAACGUGGCAGCUGUCCUAAUUUCUGAGCAUCUAGCCAAAGUUCCUGGAGAGGCUGCCAAAGAGACUCAAACAGAGACACUCUCUGGAAACAAACAACAAGAGAGUGUGAAGAAAAAUGAGCACCACCAAUUACAGACAAAAGCCACUUCCAAAGAGAUAACUGAACAGCAGACUGCAGUGCCAGCAGAAGUUCCGUCUUUUCCAGUGGACUGGAAGACAGUGGAGCUGCCUCUCAACGAGCCCUUUCAGCCUUACGUUGCUGCUGUCAUUAGUCCUUCCCUCUUUUACCUAAUCGGUCCCACACAGGUAGACCAGCAGAAGCUUCAGCAGGUGAUGAUGGAGCUGCUUGCCUAUUGCAGCAACAACCAUGCCACUCUAUCCUCAGUUAUAAAGAGCAGACCAGCUCCAGGGGCUGCCUGUUGCGCCCAAUUCUCUGGAGACAAUAACUGGUAUCGUGCAGUGGUCCUGGAAGUCGGUGAAAAUGAGAUGAAUGUCAUCUAUGCAGACUACGGUAACAGUGAGAAGGUGCCAUUCUCCCGAAUCUUGCCAAUCCCCAUGCACCUGCUGCAGCUCCCCUUUCAGAUCACUCGCUGCACCCUCACUGGUAAGGAGCGCUUUCCAGCUGAGUUGCCAAAGGAAAUACAGCAGAUGUUUCAAAUCACACUGCUGGGCGAUGUGAUUGCCACGGUUCACUCCUUCGAUGGUUCUGCCAACGUGCUCCAUGUUACACCUACUGUGACGGGUGGGGAACUCAGCGCCAUAAUCUUAAAUGCAUUAGAUUCUCACACCAAGAGCAACCUCUGUCCAGCUGCCUCCCAGAAGGCCGACAAAACUGACAGCAGUACAUCUGUCAGCACCGCAGCUACACCCGACUGCCCUGAGCCCAAAGAAGCACUUGAAAUGCAGAAAGGGCAGGAAAGUAGUACUGGGCCAGUUAGUACCACUGGACCCAGUCAGACCUCAGAGCCAACAGACCCGAACCUUCAACAGAAAAAUACUUCAGCAGUGCCAGUCAAUGAUCCUCAGACCUCUGGCUGUUGCUGUCUGAGCCUGAAGACGAAGAUUGAUCAUCUGGAACAGCUGAUGGAAAUGCAGCUUUCUCUAAUCAAACAGCUUGUUGGACAGAUGAAAUGACUUCCAGUAUGUAACUUGAUCAUGUUGUUUGCCAUCUUGUUAAAUUCAGAGUUGUUUUUUCUGAACCAUUUCUCUAAAACUGGUUAAUUCUGAUUGUGGUCUCCAGAAACGGCCAUCCAGGUUAUAAUUAAUGUUUUCUCCUUAUUUAAGAUGAUUAUAUCCAACUUUUAAUUUUGUGUCCCUUUGGAACACUUCUUUCAUAACUUUUAUGUUUUUAACCUGUGGUUAAAUUCCAGUCACUUUUAGUUUUUAAUAUUUCUGGAGUUUUUCUGAAAAGGGAAAAAAAAAUAACACUAAAUACACUUUGGCCUACACUUUCUGUUUAAGUGAGCACAAAUGUUCAGCCUCAAUUAUAAAAAGUGUGUAUGUGUGUCCUGUAAGUGUUCCAUCUUUCAGUCCUCAUCACCUGUUCAAGUAGAAUGUCCAGUU
Messenger RNA from Acanthochromis polyacanthus (spiny chromis), 3876 nucleotides. It is a transcript of the gene tdrd1, whose product is annotated as tudor domain containing 1. Bases 1 to 3447 code for a protein of 1148 amino acids. Gene Ontology annotation, biological process: spermatogenesis. The record is from RefSeq and is a predicted model, not a curated record. The transcript has 23 exons. Lineage: Eukaryota; Metazoa; Chordata; Actinopteri; Pomacentridae.